AUGUUGGAGUUUGUGGAUUUGUGGACACUUGGAGACAGUUUGAGUCUUGGAAUGUAUGGAUUUUUCGGACGCAGCGAGGAAUCCGGGGAUGGGAUGAGUUUGGGAUCUUCUAAUAAAUCAAUUAAAGGUCUCAUGGAUUUGUAUUUUAAUGCAAAAGAGCACCAAAUUUUGAAAAGGUCAAAAGGCUGUGAGGGUGUAACAAUGGAGGCAUGCAAGGAGUUGAUGGAGAGAGCUAUGGAGGUUGAACACGUUAAGAAGUUGUUCAAACCACAUGAGGAGAUGUGCAAUUCAUAUGAUUGUUCUUUGAUGAUGGACAAGUGGACAGAUAGGAGAGAUCGUGCAUUUAUUAAUGUCAUAGUUAAUUGUCCACUUGGAUCUUAUUUCAUCGAGUCGAUUGAUGUUAGCAAGGACACGGUGGAUGGAAACAAAAUGCUAGAGCUCUUUGAAGCUUUUGUCAAUCAAGUGGGGAAGGAUAAAAUUGUGCAAGUCAUAUGUGACAAUGCUUCCGAGAACGUGAGAGCUAGCAAUGAUUUAAUGGACUUGUACCUGACUUUGUAUUGGACACCAUGCGCUGCCCAUUGCAUCAAUUUGAUGUUUAAGGACAUCUCUGAAAAUCGUCAUUUUGCAUUGGCGUACAAGCGGGCUUUGAAAUUGUCGGUGUACAUCCAUUCAAAGGCAAAGCUUUUGAAUUGGUUGAGGAAGUAUACCGGGAAGCAUGAUUUGGUCAAGUUUGCUAAGACUUGGUUUACUACAGCAUUCUUGACAUUCAAGAGGUUUCACAAGCAGAAGAACAAUUUGAGAAAAUUGUUCAAUUCAGAAGAAUUCCUCGCUAGCUCUUACUUCAAGGAAGAAGCAGGAAAAGAGUGUUCUAUAACUGUUCAAAUGCCAAACUUUUGGAAUACAAUUCUAGAAGCACAUAAAAUAGACGGUCCAUUGAUUAGCAUCAUUCAGUUAGUUGAUAGGGAUGUUAAGCCAUCAAUCAAUGGGUUAUAUAUUUGUCCUACGAAUCUACGAUGGAAAUCACCAAUGAAGUAA
Ipomoea nil (Japanese morning glory) is the source of this 1035-nucleotide messenger RNA. RefSeq lists its product as uncharacterized. The transcript is spliced from 4 exons. The coding region runs from base 1 to 1035 and encodes 344 amino acids. Lineage: Eukaryota; Viridiplantae; Streptophyta; Magnoliopsida; Solanales; Convolvulaceae. The record is from RefSeq and is a predicted model, not a curated record.